Setaria italica (foxtail millet) is the source of this 2227-nucleotide messenger RNA. Its product is annotated as major facilitator superfamily domain-containing protein 12. Gene Ontology annotation, cellular component: membrane. The transcript is spliced from 13 exons. Gene Ontology annotation, molecular function: symporter activity. Gene Ontology annotation, biological process: carbohydrate transport. NCBI's taxonomy places the organism in Eukaryota, Viridiplantae, Streptophyta, Magnoliopsida, Poales, Poaceae. The record is from RefSeq and is a predicted model, not a curated record. The coding region runs from base 333 to 1700 and encodes 455 amino acids.
GGUGGUGCGCUAGGCGCGCGGCGCGCCCCGAUACAAUUCUUUUCUUCUCCGCCGAGAUUGCGUCCGCGCUUCCGCUUCCUCCAUAAAGUCCAGCACCUCCUCCUGCUGCCUGCCGUCCACGCGACGCUCCUCGGGCCCGUCGCCUUCCAUCGACCCGGAAAUCGACCCACCCUCUCUGACCCGAGCCGGAGAUAGUUGCGGCGGGGUUCCUUCUUUUCAGAAAGUUCCGAGCCCAAGACUCCAGGAGCCGCGCGGCGCGAGCGAGCGGAGAGGCCCUCGCUGCUGCUGCAGUCUGCAGGUGAUACUUUUAUAGUCUUUGCUACCUUCAAACAAUGGUUAAUAUGAGGGACAACGAAUCAUCAUAUGAAGCGCAAAUGGAGGAGCCAUUAGGGAGGGUGCGGAUACUUUCUUAUGGUUCUGGGCAUAUGCUUAAUGAUAUCACAUCGUCUUGUUGGUUUACCUACCUGCUUGUGUUCUUGACUGAAAUGGGACUUAGUCCACGCGAUGCUGCUGUUGUCAUGCUUUCUGGACAAUUGGCGGAUGGAUUCACAACAAUCUUUGUCGGGGAACUGAUGGACCGUUUUGGGCAUUUCAAACUGUGGCAUGCGGGAGGAUCUAUUUUAGUGGCAAUUUCCUUCUCAUCUGUUUUCGGUAGCUGUGUCCCUUGCAAACUUAUGGGGACUAAUUCAUCUACUUUGGAGACUGUUGGAUACAGCACAUUUGCCUCUAUCUUUAAUGUUGGUUGGGCAGUUACUCAAGUCGCUCACAUGUCAAUGGUGAACUGCAUGACAUCAAGUCCAACUAGCCGGGUUUCACUUGUAAGCUGUCGUAAUGCCUUCACAAUGGUUGCAAAUCUUAGCCUGUAUGGCAUUGCUUUGCUGAUAUUUACUCUAUUGCAUUCAGUGAGCGUAAUAGUUCAGUACCGGUGGAUUGCUUAUGUGUCCAUUUCCAUCGGAUCUUGUUUUGUUGUCAUCUUCUUAGUUGGAACUAAGGAGCCAGGGUCAAUUCAGCACCCUAUGGAUAAGAACCUUUCCAGAAUUUCAUGGGCCUACUGGUUCAAGAGAGUAUUAUACUACCAAGUUGCUCUUGUCUAUACUCUGACUAGAUUGGUGACCAAUGUCUCACAGGCAUUUCUUGCUUUUUAUGUGAUAUAUGAUUUAGAAAUGCCUCAGUCCUCCAAAGCAUUGGUUCCUGCUAUUAUUUACGUCUGCAGUUUGAUAGUAUCUGUAAUAUUACAGGAGACUAGAUGGUCAAGUUGGCGUCUCAAGCUUUACUUUUCAGCUGGAGCGGUGCUUUGGAUAUUGUCAGGUCUUGGAAUUGUUCUUCUACCAAGCAGAUUGAACAACGUCAUGUAUGCCAUUUCAAUCGUAAUAGGAGCUGCCAAUGCACUUAUGACAGUGACAAGUAUUAGCAUGGAAGGUGUUUUAGUAGGAGAAGAUCUAAACGGUUGUGCUUUUGUGUAUGGCUCAUUAAGUUUUGUUGACAAAAUUUCAUGUGGAAUAGCCCUAUAUAUACUCGAGUCCUAUCAAGGAAAUACCCAUAUCACACCAAAUGUAGGGACAGCAUUUGGCUAUUCAGUUACAAGACUUGGCUUGGGCUUAGUUCCAGCUGCCUGUUCACUGCUUUCAGCGAUAGUAGCUUAUACCAUGGACCUCCCUGAUACUCGGCGAAGACCUUUGGUGGAGCCCCUUCUAGCAUGAUUUUGCUGGUGGCACUGCUACAGUUUGACUGUCAACAUUUGGUCAUCAGUAAUAGACACAUGGUUACGCGAUGGAAUGACUCUAGUGCUGGAGCCUGAAGCUACUAAUGAUAUUGUAGGGCAAAGGAUGGAAGGAGCAAUCGGAUGCUUGGUCAAUUCAUUUCCACUUAUGUAUAUUCUGAAUAAAUUGAUUGUGAAUGUAUUCAGCGACGCGUUGAGUACGGAUUAGAAGUAGCAGCAAUAGGAACAGGAAGACUUCUUUUGAUCAUACUGAACUGUACAGAUCAUUCCACGAUCCAUUGUAAUGCAACUUAUCUUCAUUGUUCAGCAACUAAACUGCCACAUAGGCAUAUAUUGCUCAUUGCUGAGCGGAAAGAAUGUUUACUCUAGUUCUUGUUUUAUAGGACUGUAAUUUCGUUGUGAUCGCAGAAUAUACAAUGUACAUAUAACGGAUGAAACAAUGUCACCUAUGGUCAUGUAAAAUUAUUUCUGAUAUUCAGGAGGCAAGCUAUCAGUUCAUCAUUGAUA